Cottoperca gobio is the source of this 2456-nucleotide messenger RNA. It is a transcript of the gene tmem135, whose product is annotated as transmembrane protein 135. Lineage: Eukaryota; Metazoa; Chordata; Actinopteri; Perciformes; Bovichtidae. The transcript is spliced from 15 exons. The record is from RefSeq and is a predicted model, not a curated record. Bases 104 to 1510 code for a protein of 468 amino acids.
CCGUGCACGUGCACAGCUCUUUUGCUUGACCGCGCUCCCCUCAAAGUGAACGCGCACUACAGCGCGUCGCCGCCUCCCUGCUGUUGGUUGUCAGUGUACAGACAUGGCCGCUCUCAGUAAAAUACCACACAGCUGCUACGAGAUUGGUCAUACCUGGAACUCGUCGUGUGUGCUGUCUGCUGUGGAUGUAGCCAGAGGUGCUCUGGAGGUCUCCUUCAAAAUAUACGCACCUCUUUACCUGAUAGCAGCAGUUCUAAGGAGAAGGAAGAAGGAUUACUAUUUGAAAAAGCUUCUCCCAGAGAUCCUGUGGUCUAGCUCUUUCCUCACUGCCAAUGGAGGUCUCUACAUUGUUUUCUUCUGCAUUCUCAGGAAACUGUUGGGAGGGUUCUACUCCUGGUCUGCCGGGUUUGGCGCCGCUCUGCCUGCCUCCUAUAUUGCCAUCCUGCUGGAGCGUAAGAGCAGGAGAGGGCUGCUGACGAUAUACAUGACAAAUCUUGCCACUGAGACUUUGUUUCGUAUGGCGGUGACACGAGGACUCGUCAAACCCAUCAGACACGGCGAGGUGCUCUUGUUCUGCAUAACUGCUUCACUCUACAUGUUCUUCUUCAGGAGUAAAGAUGGUCUCAAAGGUUUUGCGUUCUCUGCAUUAAAGUUCAUCAUCGGGAAAGAAGAGAUUCCUACUCACUCUGUCAUGGCAGAACAAGUCUGCACAAGGCCCCUUGAGAGGACAGCUGCUAUAGAGACCGAGGAUUCACAGGUGUCGGCAGAAGGGCCCGGCUCCAGGAGGAAAACUCUGGUAGCCUACACCAGGGAACUGCUAGAAUCAAUAUGCAAAAAGGGUCCAAGACACAGAUGUUGUAAACAUUAUCAAGACAACUGCAUUUCCUACUGUGUGAAAGGAUUUGUCAGGAUGUUCAGUGUUGGCUACCUGAUUCAGUGUUGUCUUAAAGUGCCUUCAGCGUUCAGGCACAUUUUUACUAAACCCUCACGGCUGCCCUCCCUCUUGUACAACAAGGAGAACUUCCAGCUAGGGGCCUUUCUAGGAUCUUUCGUCAGUAUCUACAAGGGUACAAGCUGCUUGCUGCGCUGGCUGCGUAACAUUGAUGAUGAACUCCAUGCACUGAUAGCUGGCUUCCUGGCUGGCACCUCGAUGUUCUUCUACAAAAGCACGUCAAUAUCCAUGUAUCUCUUCUCUAAGCUGGUGGAGACCUUGUACUUCAAGGGCAUUGAGUCCGGACGGUUCCCUUACUUUCCUCAUGCAGACACGGUCUUAUAUGCCAUCUCCACUGCAAUCUGUUUCCAAGCUGCUGUGAUGGAAGUGCAGAACCUCAGGCCUACAUACUGGAAGUUCCUGCUGCGUUUAACUAAGGGCAGAUUUGCUCUGAUGAACCGACAGUUGCUAGAUGUGUUUGGGACUCAAGCCUCCAGGGACUUUAAAGGCUUUGUGCCCAAACUGGACCCUCGCUACACCACGGUGCUUCCACCUGGGGCCAACAUCCAACUCGGUUGACCUGGGACCAGGCUAUGGGAGGGGAUUUUAGGGUUAACUCAACAGGAAAUGGACAGUUUGUCUGUUAUUCCUGAGUAACUUAAGGAUCUUUUUAAAGGUGUUAUAACAGCUGAGGUGGGAUAUGAUUUGGAGGACGUAGAAGCCCGAGAUCUGUCCAAAGCAGGGCGUCAUGAGUGUCAAGUAUGGUGCUGCACAUUUACUGACUGGGAUUGUGUGAAAACAGGUAACUGGUAAAAUAAAAGAAGCGUAUAUUAAUAGAAGUAUUUUUAAGUCCUAAUGAAACCCUUAACAGUACAAGAUAAAUACAAAUAAUAAGGAAGCAAUCUAAAUUAUUUAUUUAUAUCAAGUUGUCAGUUUGAAUUUGGAACGGGUGAAUCUGUUAAUCAAAGUACGGAUAGUAGUAUUAUGGUAUAUGUAACCUUUUAAAGGGUCAAAUCCCGAAUAAACCCAAAAAUAGGUUUAUUAGAAAAUAAAAAUGAUUUCCUAUUUGCUGCAACAACAUUCCUUUUAUCCUUUUAAUCGUAACGUUUCUUCAUUUUGGAAGUUACCUGUAGGUUUGUACUGACUGAACUCAGUUUGGUUGUGUGGAAGAUUGCUUUCAUGACAGCUUGAAACUCACCAACUAAUCUUUUUGAAAUGGGCACUGAUACCUGAUUUUGACUCUGAUUUAAGAGGAGAAAGAACUUUUAUCUCCCUGAUCCUUUCUGAAUGCGUACCUUUUCAGUGGGGGCAACUGAUGAUAUAUUAUUAUGUAGCCUUAUCAAAUAUUCUAUUCUAUAGUAGACAAUAAGAGAUGUAUUUAGAUUGUGAUCUAUGGCCUGAAACAGGUGGGAUGUCACCAUUUACAGUUACUUAAAUUGAUUUAGUUUUCGUUGAUUUUUAAAUGCAAUAAAAUGCAAAUAAUAAUUUAAAUGCAAAUAAAAAAAGAAAAGAAAAUGACACUGAU